Sinocyclocheilus anshuiensis is the source of this 9682-nucleotide messenger RNA. Its product is annotated as neurobeachin-like. Gene Ontology annotation, molecular function: protein kinase binding. NCBI's taxonomy places the organism in Eukaryota, Metazoa, Chordata, Actinopteri, Cypriniformes, Cyprinidae. Gene Ontology annotation, cellular component: membrane; cytosol. Gene Ontology annotation, biological process: intracellular protein localization. The transcript is spliced from 56 exons. The record is from RefSeq and is a predicted model, not a curated record. Bases 383 to 8485 code for a protein of 2700 amino acids.
UUCGACCCAUGAAGGUGCAGACAGGACGCACACUGCAGCCUACGGUAGCCUACUGCACAUAGAGGGCGUUUUCCCAGCAUGAGAAACAUUUGAUCGGUACACCCAGGGUAAUUAAUGCAAACCCACAUACUACAUCACUGAACACAAAUCAGGGAGGGAAGCAAGAGCUGAAGUACAGUGUGUGGAGCAUCUGUAGACCUAUACUGUGAACCUUCCACAUGCGUUUGGACACUUACUGCACAGCCGGUGGAUAUUAAAUCACUGUCGGAGAUUUUUUCCCCCCUUAACGUGGCUGUAUAUAUCUCAUCGAACUUGAUUUGACCAAAACACCUCUUGUUCUUGAUGAUACAGCGCUGUUUUUAAACACCGCGGCUGAUUGGAUAUGGCGAGCGUUCAGCCGGUGGCCACGCCGGGCGACAGAGCACCUCCUCCCGGCCACAGGCAGCACGGAGCUGCCGCGAGCUCCGGUACCGGUGACAUGAUGAUGAUGAUGUCUUGCUCCGGGUCGGUGGUGCUACCGGCCGGGGUGAUAAACCCUUCGGUUCCGAUUCGGAAUAUCAAGACGAAAUUCGCAGUCGUCACCGGUCUCAUUCAAGUCGGCGAGGUCAGCAAUAGAGAUAUAGUCGAAACGGUGUUGAAUCUGCUGGUUGGUGGUGAGUUUGACCUGGAGAUGAACUUCAUCAUCCAGGAUGCAGAGGCCAUCAUCUGCAUGUUGGAGCUGCUGGAACACUGUGAAGUCACAUGCCAGGCGGAAAUCUGGAGCAUGUUUACCGCCAUCCUGCGCAAGAGUGUCCGCAACCUGCAGACCAGCACUGAGGUCGGCCUCAUUCAGAGGCUAUUGCUCAAAAUGAGCUCUGUGGAUGACAUGAUCGCAGACUUGCUGGUGGAUAUGCUGGGAGUUCUGGCCAGCUACAGUAUCACCGUCAAAGAACUCAAAUUGCUCUUCAGCAUGCUGAGAGGAGAAGGAGGAUUGUGGCCAAGACAUGCAAUCAAACUGCUCUCAGUUCUCACUCAAAUGGCACAGAGACAUGGACCAGACACUUUCUUUAACUUUCCUGGCCGAAGUGCAGCUGCGAUUGCAUUGCCUCCCAUCGCUAAAUGGCCUUAUCAGAACGGCUUUACCCUCAACACCUGGUUCCGCAUGGAUCCUCUGAACAACAUCAACGUGGACAAAGACAAACCCUACCUUUACUGUUUCCGCACAAGCAAAGGCAUCGGCUACUCUGCACAUUUUGUGGGGAAUUGCUUGAUUGUGACAUCAUUGAAGUCAAAAGGAAAAGGCUUCCAGCACUGCGUGAAAUAUGACUUUCAGCCCCGCAAGUGGUACAUGAUCAGCAUCGUUCACAUCUACAACCGCUGGAGGAACAGUGAGAUUCGCUGCUACGUCAAUGGACAGCUUGUCUCCUACGGCGACAUGGCUUGGCAUGUCAACACCAACGACAGCUAUGACAAAUGUUUCCUCGGCUCAUCUGAGACGGCAGACGCCAACCGAGUGUUCUGUGGACAGCUCGGAGCCAUCUAUGUGUUCAGUGAAGCGCUAAACCCUGCUCAGAUAUUCGCCAUCCAUCAACUAGGUCCAGGAUACAAGAGCACCUUUAAAUUUAAAUCAGAGAGCGAUAUCCACCUGGCUGACCACCAUAAGCAAGUGUUGUAUGAUGGGAAGUUAGCAAACAGCAUUUCCUGCACUUACAAUGCCAAAGCCACAGACGCUCAGCUCUGCCUGGAGUCCUCACCCAGAGAAAACCCGUCCAUAUUCGUGCAUUCGCCUCACGCUCUAAUGCUACAGGACGUGAAGGCCAUCGUUACACACUCCAUUCACAGUGCCAUUCACUCCAUUGGCGGUAUCCAGGUGCUGUUUCCUCUCUUUGCACAGCUGGAUUUCCAUCAGCACAGUGAAAGCCAAGUGGAGACCACAGUGUGUUCCACUCUCCUGGCCUUCCUGUUCGAGCUACUCAAGAGUUCAGUGGCAAUGCAAGAGCAGAUGCUUGGUGGGAAGGGUUUCCUGGUGAUUGGGUACCUGCUGGAAAAGGCAUCACGGACGCACGUCACCAGAGCCGUUCUGGAGCAGUUCCUCGCUUUCGCCAAAUACCUGAACGGCCUUACCCACGGUGCACCUCUUCUCAAACAACUCUGUGACCAUAUUCUGUUCAACGCGGCUAUUUGGAUCCACAUACCUGCGAAGGUGCAGCUCUCGCUGUACACGUACCUUUCAGCAGAGUUUAUUGGCACGGCAACCAUAUACAACACCAUCCGUCGAGUCGGGACUGUGCUGCAGAUCAUGCACAUACUGAAGUAUUAUUACUGGGCUGUGAAUCCUGACCACACCAGCGGCAUCACACCCAAAGGCCUGGACGGUCCUCGGCCCUCACAGAAAGAGAUCACCUCCCUCAGAGCCUUCAUGCUGCUCUUCCUCAAACAGCUCAUACUGAAGGACCGAGGUGUUAAAGAAGAUGAGCUUCAAAGUAUUCUCAACUACCUGCUGACCAUGCAUGAGGAUGAGAACCUCCAUGAUGUUCUUCAGCUGCUGGUGGCCCUCAUGUCUGAGCACCCAGCCUCCAUGAUUCCCGCAUUUGACCAGAGGAACGGCAUCUGGGUGGUGUACAAACUACUGGCUUCUAAGAGUGAAAGCAUCCGAGUUCAGGCUCUGAAAGUUCUGGCAUAUUUCCUCAAACACUUAGGCCACAAGAGGAAGGUGGAAAUAAUGCACACAAACAGUCUCUUCACUCUUCUUGGGGAACGACUCAUGCUGCACUCCAACACACUGUCGAUAACUACGUACAACACACUAUAUGAGAUUUUGACAGAGCAGGUUUGCACGCAGGUCGUCCACAAGCCACAUGCUGAGCCCGACUCUACUGUGAAGAUCCAGAACCCAAUGAUUCUUAAGGUGGUGGCCACACUGUUGAAGACCUCCACACCCAGUGCAGACCUGAUGGAGGUGCGGCGUCUCUUCCUGUCUGACAUGAUCAAACUCUUCAGUAACAGCCGUGAGAACAGACGGUGUCUGCUGCAGUGUUCCGUUUGGCAGGAUUGGAUGUUCUCUCUCGGCUACAUUAACCCUAAGAACUCAGAGGAGCAGAAGAUCACUGAGAUGGUUUACAACAUCUUCCGGAUUCUUCUCUACCACGCCAUCAAGCACGAGUGGGGCGGCUGGCGUGUGUGGGUGGACACACUGUCCAUAGCCCACUCCAAAGUGACAUAUGAAGCUCACAAGGAAUAUUUAGCUAAAAUGUAUGAGGAAUACCAGCGACAGGAAGAGGAGAACAUUAAGAAAGGGAAGAAGGGGCUUGUCAGCACCAUUUCAGGGCUUUCUGCCCAGGCUUCGGCCAUUAAAGGCACUCUGGAGCUGGACCCGGAUUCCCAAACUCAGACUCCUGAGAGUGAAGCGGAUGAACCAGAAACGACUGAAUCGGGACGGAACCUCUUGUCUGAAACUAAAUGUUUGGAUGAGGAGAACCCAGCAUCAGGUGUCCAUGUGGAAGUUCAUGACCUGCUUGUAGAUAUCAAAGCUGAGAAGGUUGAGGCCACAGAGGUCAAGAUGGACGACAUGGACCUCCUGCCUGUCACUGAAAAUGGAGGCUUGGUGGAAGUGGACUCUCUUCUGGAUAACGUCUACUCAGCUGCAGUGGAGAAGCUAAACAGCAGUGUAAACAGUGUUCUGGUACCCAAAGCCACCAUAGAAGACAAAAGCUCAGGUCCUCUCAUCACACUGGCUGACGAAAAAGAUGCCAUUCCCAGCAGCAACACCUUCCUCUUUGGCACGAUGGCGACCAGCUCGGGAGAAAACCUCCUUCCUGAAAUGGGACCAUCUGAACCUCUUCCGCUCUCAGGAGUGGAACCUCAGGUCCAUACCAGCUCUAGUGCAGACCUUGGGCUUUUGGCUCUCAUGGCGAAGAGCUCGAAAGAGUUGGACACUAACCCAACAGCUUUGGAGGAUGACAGCUUUAAGAUGAGUGGUUUUAGCGUCUCUGAAGGGGAAAGCCUGUCUAAAUGCCCAGGGCAGAUAGAGACGUUGGCAGUAGAUCUGGAGCCAGGGGUUUCUGGGGUAAAGAGCACUGCAGAUGUUACCAGCACCACAUCAGACACAGAGAAAUCAGAUGAUGGCAAAGAUAAAGAGGUGAAGAAGAUUCUGACUACUGCUACAACACAGUUUAAUGUAUGUUGUGUGGCUGUGAGGAACUGCUUAGAGUGUCGUCAGCAUCAGAGGGACAGAAGUCUGAAGUCCACCUUGUCUUCCAGUAAGUCUCAGGAGGGCCUGCAAAGUGUUUCCAUGGCCAGCAAGACCACCAUAGAACAUUUUCCAAGUAAUGUUUCUCCAAUUAAGGACCUGGACCGACUUCUGCAAGACGUGGACAUCAACCGUCUGCGAGCUGCUGUCUUUCGCGAUGUUGAUGACAGUAAGCAGGCCCAGUUCCUGGCUCUCGCUGUUGUCUAUUUUAUCUCGGUGCUGAUGGUGUCGAAGUACCGGGACAUCCUGGAACCUCAGCGGGAGACGGUCAGGUGUAUCAGCCAGUCAGGAAGAGGCAUUCGGCAUGAGAUAAAUUCCCCCACCAGCACAGAGCACCCAUCAGCCCUCUCUGACAGUCGCAGGGAUGCUGUUAGUGUGCUGGAGGAGUCCCGUCAGGAGUCAUCCCUCCCUCACUCUGACUCAGGACUGGGUGACGACCAGGUGUCCAGUGUGAUGAACGGGGCCGACCUGGACCAUACCAUGGGUGGUCCGAACGGCAUGAGUGGGUUGUUCUGCACACUGUCAUCAGAGGCCAGGUCACAGGAGAGCUUGACUGAGCCUUCGACUGUGGAUCACCUCAAACCCGCCUCAUCCAUCUCCAGCAUCAGCCAGUCCAACAAAGGCAUCAAUGUCAAGGAAAUCCUGAAGAGCCUGGUAGCAGCUCCUGUGGAGACCACAGAGACCGGGCUAGACACCCUGCCAUACCCUGACCAUCAGGCCAUGAAGAGGGAAGCCCAAGCCGUGUUACCCAUGCAGUUCCAUUCCUUUGACAGGAGUGUGGUGGUACAGGCCAAGAAGCCUCUCUCGGGCCUGACAGUGAACACGGUGGGCAGUUCUGGCUCCAGCAGCACCCUGACCUCUGCUAGCACCCCAAACAUCUUCGCUGCUGCUGCUUCGUCCGCUACGCCCAAGAGUAUGAUCAACACUACAGGAGCCACAGAUGCAUCCACUUCCUCUUCCUCCAGCUUUGUGAAUGGAGCCACCAGCAAGAAUCUGCCUGCGGUUCAGACUGUGGCCCCCAUGCCUGAGGACACCAUGGAGAACAUGAGUAUCACCACUAAACUGGAGCGAGCUCUGGAGAAGGUGGCCCCAUUACUGAGGGAGAUCUUUGUGGACUUUGCACCUUUCCUCUCUCGCACACUGCUGGGCAGUCAUGGUCAGGAGUUGCUCAUUGAAGGUCUGGUGUGCAUGAAGUCAAGCACCUCGGUAGUGGAGCUAGUUAUGUUGUUAUGCUCUCAGGAGUGGCAGAACUCUAUCCAGAAGAACGCUGGCCUGGCUUUCAUUGAGCUUAUCAACGAGGGAAGACUCCUUUGUCAUGCCAUGAAGGAUCAUAUCGUUCGAGUGGCCAAUGAAGCAGAGUUCAUCCUCAACAGACAGCGAGCCGAGGACGUCCACAAGCAUGCAGAGUUUGAGUCUAACUGCGCGCAGUACGCGGCAGACAGGAAAGAAGAGGAGACGAUGUGUGAUCACCUCAUCAGUGCCGCCAAACACCGCGAUCAUGUGACAGCCAAUCAGCUGAAACAGAAGAUCCUCAACAUCCUCACCAAUAAACACGGAGCCUGGGGCGCAGUAGCGCAGAGGAGUUCCUGUCUUUUCCCCUUUUCCAGUCAGCUGCAUGACUUCUGGCGUCUGGAUUACUGGGAGGAUGACCUCCGGAGGAGGCGGAGAUUCGUCCGAAACCCUUUUGGCUCCACCCACUUGGACAUCACGUGCAAAUCGCUGGAGGACUACGGCCCUGAGGAAGAUGAGGCCCUGAGAGGUAGGAAAGGCUUCCGUGGCCAGGCGGUGGUCUGCCAGAGCCCUGAGACAGAGCUGAUGCUGGAGGGGGAUGAUGACACUGUCAAUCUGCUGCAGGAGAAAGAGGUGGACAACUUGGCAGGCCCUGUUGUUUUGAGCACCCCGGCCCAGCUUAUUGCCCCGGUCACUGUAGCUCGUGGGACUCUCUCUAUCACUACCACGGAAAUCUAUUUUGAAGUGGACGAAGAUGAGCCAGCCUUCAGACGCAUUGAUGCCAAAGUGCUGGUCUACUCCGAGGGGCUUCACGGCAAAUGGAUGUUCAGCGAGAUCCGAGCGGUGUUCACCAGGCGCUUCCUGCUUCAGAACACAGCGCUGGAGAUCUUUAUGGCCAACAGAACGUCCGUCAUGUUUAACUUCCCCGAUCAGCCCACAGUGAAGAAGGUGGUCUACAGUCUUCCUUGCGUUGGCGUCGGCACAAGUUACGGUCUUCCACAGGCCAGGCGGAUUUCUUUGGCCACCCCUCGUCAGCUCUUCAAGUCGUCUAAUAUGACUCAGCGCUGGCAAAGACGGGAGAUCUCCAACUUUGAGUACCUGAUGUUUCUCAAUACCAUUGCAGGAAGGACAUACAAUGAUCUGAACCAGUAUCCUGUUUUCCCAUGGGUCCUCACAAACUAUGAGUCAGAAGAGCUGGACCUCACAGUUCCCGGCAACUUCAGGGAUCUUUCAAAGCCAAUCGGAGCGCUGAACCCAAAGCGUGCUGUAUUCUACGCCGACCGCUAUGAAUCAUGGGAUGAGGAAACUCCACCCUGCCACUACACAACCCACUAUUCCACCGCAGCCUCCACCCUCCACUGGCUUGUCCGAAUCGAGCCUUUCACUACAUUCUUCCUAAACGCCAACGGCAACAAGUUUGAUCACCCAAACCGCACUUUCUCCGGCAUCGCCCGCUCGUGGAGGCACUGCCAGCGUGAUACUGCAGAUGUGAAGGAGUUGAUCCCUGAGUUCUACUACCUGCCGGAGAUGUUUGUGAACAGUAAUGGCUACUGUCUAGGUGACAGGGAUGACGGUGUCCCUGUUUGUGAUGUAGAACUACCAGCCUGGGCAAAGAAACCUGAGGACUUUGUCAGGAUCAACAGGAUGGCCCUGGAAAGCGAGUUUGUGUCGUGUCAGCUGCACCAGUGGAUUGACCUUAUUUUUGGCUACAAGCAACGUGGGCCCGAGGCAGCACGCGCCCUCAACGUCUUUCACCACCUGACCUACGAGGGCUCCGUCAACCUCGACAGCCUCGUCAGUGAUCCCCCGAUGCGCGAGGCCACCGAGGCUCAGAUCCAAAAUGUUGGACAGACGCCAUCUCAGUUGCUCAUCGAGCCACAUCCUCCCCGUAGCUCCGCCAUGCACCUGUCUCCUCAGAUAUUUAAAGAUCAGAUGCAGCAGGAUGUCAUCAUGGUGCUAAAGUUUCCCUCCAAUUCUCCCGUCACUCACGUGGCCGCCAACACACUGCCGCACCUGACCCUCCCCGCCGUCGUCACCAUCACCUGCAGCCGACUCUUCGCCGUCAACCACUGGCAUAACACCGUGGGUCUUCGAGGAGCUCCGGGAUAUUCACUAGAGCAGGCCCAUCACCUCCCCAUCGAGAUGGACUCACUAAUUGCUAACAACUCAGGCACAAACAAACGACAAAUCACUGACCUGGUUGACCAGAGCAUUCAGAUCAACACUCAGUGUUUUGUGGUGACGGCUGAUAACCGCUACAUCCUGGUGUGUGGUUUCUGGGACAAGAGUUUCCGUGUUUACUCUUCAGACACAGGCAAGCUCACUCAGAUAGUGUUCGGUCACUGGGACGUGGUCACAUGUCUGGCACGCUCAGAGUCUUACAUCGGUGGUGACUGCUACAUUGUGUCGGGAUCCAGAGAUGCCACUCUGUUGCUCUGGUACUGGAGUGGGCGGCACCAUAUCAUAGGAGACAACCCUAACAACAGUGAUUACCCAGCUCCCCGUGCGGUUCUGACCGGUCAUGACUAUGAGGUGGUGUGUGUGUCAGUGUGUGCUGAGCUGGGAAUUGUAAUCAGUGGAGCAAAAGAGGGGCCGUGUCUGGUCCACACCAUCACUGGGGAUCUUCUGAGGGCUCUGGAGGGCCCCGACAGCUGUGUGCUUCCCCGCCUGAUCUCAGUGUCCAGUGAGGGUCACUGCAUCAUCUACUACGACAGGGGUCAGUUCUGCAACUUCAGCAUCAACGGCAAGCUGCUGGCCCAGAUGGAGAUCAACGACUCCACACGGGCCAUCCUCCUGAGCAGUGAUGGGCAGAAUCUAGUGACUGGAGGAGAUAACGGGGUGGUGGAGGUCUGGCAGGCCUGUGAAUUCAAACAGCUGUACGUCUACCCCGGCUGUGACGCCGGCAUCCGAGCCAUGGACCUGUCACACGAUCAGAGGACUCUGAUCACAGGCAUGGCGUCUGGCAGCAUCGUGGCGUUCAACAUUGAUUUUAACCGCUGGCACUUUGAGCAUCAGAACGGGUACUGAGAGUGAUCAGCCAGUGACAGCCAGCUGCAGCCUCGGGCGGUAACGUGCCAUUACGGGAGGUGAUGUAGCAACUGAAGAUAUGGAAUAUGGAUCAAGAAAUGACACAACGCUAGUUGGAGAAGUGCAGUAACCUACACUGAGAUCCAGCUGCUUGAGCAAAAGUAUACGUGUCUCAGAAAUGCACAGGAGCAAUUGACAGAUGACAGUGGAGAGAGCACAGAGCACAGAUGGAGGCCAGUUUUUCAUCACAAAUUAUUUGAUCUAAUUGUCAUCUGAGCCAACAAUAGUCUUGUCAAAAACAGCCUUUUUACUCGUACUCACGUCAUUUUAACUGUAACCGUGACACUUUGCAUAGAGAACCAAUAACAAUAUUUUUACGAGGUUUAUUUUCUACUGGCUUGCAGCAUAUUUCACUUUCUCUAGGUUUUUUUCUACAGGCCCUUGGGAAAGAAAAGCUACCUGAACAAUAAAUAAGUAAAAGUCCUCCCUCUGAUGCUGAGCUCAUGUAUGUAAAUGCUAUACCAUUUCUUUUAAACUUGUCUGUGAGGCUGCUUUCUGAACUAUUCUGCAAUUUAAUUCUGUUUGUCCUGUGUUUAUGCAUUUUGACAUCAUCAAAUAUUUUUUAUGAUUGCAAAGAAAAAAAGAAAAGAUGCUUUUUGUUUAAUGUGACGUCCUGUAAUGUUCGUUCAGACAUUCUCCUUGUGAGGAUGAAUGGUUUGUCUGGUGUGGAUGUAUUUUAUCUCAGAUGUAUCUGGACUUCUUGAUGUAUGCAGCAUUAAAGACAUCUUUUUGGUCAAGCUCUAAAUGAGGGUCGACGCUGAUGCUGCAUCUGGGCAAAUAUCAUUGUAAUUCUUUUGCAGUUUUAUCAUUUAAAGUUAUACAUGGUUUUACACAUGUGAAAAGACAAUGGUGAGGUUUUUUAGACUGGUAUUUGCACCUAUAACUGUUUUUUAUUUUGAAUAUUUUCAUAUUUGCUUACACCAAGCUUUCACAUGAUGUCAGACUAUUAGUAUGAAUGGUGUGCAUUAAAUAUUAUUUGUUAUAUUCCUUUACUGUCUUAAAUUGUUCUACUGGCACCUUUCAGAAUUGCACUUGAAAUCAGAAAAUAACAUUGUAAAAUCACUGCUGUAAGCAAUACAUUAUGUAUGUGCAUCUUUGAUUCUCUUACAUAUGUAAAUCAAAUCUAUAACUCAGUUU